This is a messenger RNA of Symbiodinium natans, 678 nucleotides long. NCBI's taxonomy places the organism in Eukaryota, Dinophyceae, Suessiales, Symbiodiniaceae. The record is from the annotation of a GenBank genome assembly.
AUGGGCCAGGUCGCCUGCUGUGAACUUGCAAUCGCAGCUCCUCGCAGAGUCAAUGAGGCUGAAGGUGCAACAAGUGCAACAAGUGCACCAUGCGCAGCACCACCGGUCCAGAUGCUGGAAUCGCUUGAGUCGAAGCUUCUAAAGGAAGGCUUGACCUGGUCAGACCUUGAAAGGGUGGAGCGUGCCGAGCGGGAGGAGUUGCUGCGUGAACUGGGUCUUCAUGCGUACCUUGCCCACCUGCCCUCGGUGACACUGCAGGAGGGCAACCUGCGCAGGCUGAAGGAGCCCAAGGGGCCCAAGGGGCCCAAGGAGCCCAAGGGGCCCAAGGGGCCCCAGGAGCCCAAGGGGCCCAUGUGCCAGGCAGCACUAAGUGCAAGAUGCUCAGACACGCGAGCGACAGCUGAAGGCUUGGAGCCUUCAGAGGCUGAACAGGAUCACGGCCAGAAGCGUUGGCAGACUCUGCCGGCCAAUCUUUCCAAACUUACAGAAGAGACGAACCACACGAGUUCUACGAAUGCCGACGAGGGGGUCACGAGGGAAGUUGCCGAAGUUUCCUGUGGUGCCUCGACAAAGGAUGUGCCUGAGCGUAGGAAUCCAAACCACAAGACACUUAUGCAGACGCAGCAAGGCAUGAAGUUCAGACCUUGGAAACCACCGAGUAUUGUUCUGCCAGACUGA